Molecule: messenger RNA, 1302 nt
Organism: Linum trigynum
Lineage: Eukaryota; Viridiplantae; Streptophyta; Magnoliopsida; Malpighiales; Linaceae
Source: the annotation of a GenBank genome assembly
AUGGAGGCAGAUGACGAGAUUUACGCCAAUGGCGGCGACGAUACUGGCCGUACAAGGCCGAUUGUUAGUGGCGAGCAGCUCGACAUCGAAGCCUAUGCCGGGUUAUACUCCGGGAGGACUAAGAUAACGCGGCUCAUCUUCAUCGCCGUCCACUGCGGGAACCCAUCGAUGGAGAAGGAAGCGCUGAGGAUGGCCUACGACGAGAUCAAGAAAGGCGAGAAUACCCAGCUGUUUCGGGAAGUUGUGCAGAAGAUCGACGACAGGCUCGGCCCUAACUACGGCAUGGACAAUGCCUGGUGUGAGACGGUGGAUCGCAGAGCUGAGCAGAGGAAGGAGAAGCUCGAGAAUGAACUCAAUGCGUACCGGACAAAUUUGAUAAAGGAAAGCAUUAGAAUGGGAUACAACGAUUUUGGAGAUUUCUAUUAUGCUCAUGGUGCACUUGGCGAUGCUUUUAAGAGUUACAUUCGCACUCGAGAUUAUUGUACAACGUCAAAGCACAUUAUCCACAUGUGUAUGAGUGCCAUUCUUGUGAGCAUCGAGAUGGGGCAGUUUUCUCAUGUUUCAAGUUAUGUCAGCAAAGCAGAACAGACACCUGAAGCACUUGACCCUACCACAAUCGCAAAGUUAAAGUGUGCCUCUGGUUUGGCGCAUCUAGAUAUGACGAAGUACAAGCUUGCUGCUCGAAAGUUUCUGGAAGUGGGUCCUGAGUUGGGAAAUUCUUACAAUGAAGUUAUUGCACCCCAAGACGUUGCAACAUAUGGUGGGCUUUGUGCACUUGCAAGUUUUGACCGGACAGAGCUAAAGAGCAAGGUAAUCGACAAUCUCAACUUCCGGAACUUCUUGGAAUUAGUUCCUGAAGUGAGAGAGCUGAUCAAUGAUUUCUACUCGAGCCGUUAUGCUUCUUGUCUGGACUAUUUGACAAAUCUGAAAGCAAACCUGCUGCUGGAUGUGCAUUUGCAUGAUCAUGUCGAGAAAUUGUAUGAUCAAAUUCGAAACAAGGCUCUUAUUCAGUACACACACCCGUUUGUGUCUGUUGACUUGAACAUGAUGGCUAAUGCUUUCAAAACAACUGUCGCGGGGCUAGAGAAGGAACUUGCAACAUUGAUCACUGACAAUCAAAUCCAGGCUCGUAUAGACUCGCACAACAAAAUUCUAUAUGCACGUCAUGCAGAUCAGAGGAAUGCCACCUUCCAACGAGUUCUUCAGACUGGCAGUGAAUUCGACAGGGAUGUUAGGGCAAUGCUACUGAGGGCAAAUCUCGUCAAACAUGAACACAGUGCUAGGACCAACAGGAAGCUUUAA